AUGAACCAGUUUCUGAGUGAGAUGAGUUCUUUGGAGACAAACUCUGCGGGUGAGCAUGAAGAGAUUGGCAUCAUUCCAGGCUCCAAAGAAAGCUUCCUCAACAGCAUUUCUCAAGUCCAUUACAUCGAUGUAGGGCUGAACUCCUCUGGUGCUUACAUCACUGAUCACAACGUCGUGCAGAGAAUCUCCCAGCACCUUGCAGGAGGAGCAACCUCGGUACGCGUUUUCAUUCAUGGAACUCCCAGGCAGUGGCGUGAUGAGCAGCGUGGCUGGAUUCUCAAGGAGAAAGAUGAGCUGGUUCGCUUGCUCAUAUCUGAGGGUGAGAACUCGUGUGGGAAACUACAAGUCCAUGAAAGGUUCUAUUUUGCUGACAGGGUUCCUGACCUGCAAAUGCACUUUGAGAUCAUUGAGGCUAUGGAUGUCUCGUCUGCAUGA
Messenger RNA from Eruca vesicaria subsp. sativa (arugula), 435 nucleotides. The record is from the annotation of a GenBank genome assembly. Lineage: Eukaryota; Viridiplantae; Streptophyta; Magnoliopsida; Brassicales; Brassicaceae.